Molecule: messenger RNA, 738 nt
Organism: Trichoderma harzianum CBS 226.95
Lineage: Eukaryota; Fungi; Ascomycota; Sordariomycetes; Hypocreales; Hypocreaceae
Product: carbohydrate esterase family 4 protein
Exons: 1
Coding region: 1-738 (245 amino acids)
Biological process (GO): carbohydrate metabolic process
Cellular component (GO): membrane
Molecular function (GO): hydrolase activity, acting on carbon-nitrogen (but not peptide) bonds
Source: RefSeq, a predicted model, not a curated record
AUGCUCCUCCUGGCGCUGCUCGUGCUGCUCGCCCUGCCGCUCUACUCCGUCUACUGCGUCUACAAGCCGCCGCGCUUCCUCAUCGGCUACCUGCGCAACAAGUUCCCCGACGUGCUCUUCGAAGAACCCACCACGGAGAAGAUCAUUGCGCUGUCGCUUGACGAUGCUCCCUCGGCGCACACGGACGAGAUUAUGCAGGUGCUGCGCGAAAACGACGCCCACGCUACGUUUUUUGUUAUCGGGCAGCAGGUUGAGGGUCGAGAGGCGAUAUUGAGGAAGUUGGUUGCGCAGGGCCAUGAGCUGGGGAAUCAUGCUAUGCGCGAUGAGCCGUCUAGCAGUUUGAGCAACGACGAGCUCGAGAGGCAGGUCAAGGAGGUCAAGGCGCUGCUGACGACGGCGUACGAGGCAGAGGGCAAGAUUUUGCCUAAUAAUUACUUCCGGCCUGGGUCUGGCUGGUUCAACCAUCGCAUGAGGGACCUGCUGGGCAAUCGUGGCUUUCGUAUCGUUCUGGGGAGCAUAUACCCUCACGACCCUCAGAUUCCUUACCCUACGACUAAUGCUAAGCAUAUUCUGAGUAUGGCACAUCCCGGAGGCAUUAUUAUCUGUCACGAUCGAAGAGGGUGGACGGCUCCGAUGUUGCGGAUUGUGCUGCCGGAACUGAAGCGGCAGGGAUACAGAAUCGUCACCAUUACGGAUCUUGUGACGUCGGUUGAGCCAUUGGGAGGUCGAUCAUGGUGA